This is a messenger RNA of Malaclemys terrapin pileata, 3554 nucleotides long. RefSeq names its product cysteinyl leukotriene receptor 1 (gene CYSLTR1). NCBI's taxonomy places the organism in Eukaryota, Metazoa, Chordata, Testudines, Emydidae. Gene Ontology annotation, cellular component: plasma membrane. Bases 493 to 1518 code for a protein of 341 amino acids. The transcript has 2 exons. The record is from RefSeq and is a predicted model, not a curated record. Gene Ontology annotation, molecular function: leukotriene receptor activity. Gene Ontology annotation, biological process: G protein-coupled receptor signaling pathway.
UCCAUAUAGUUCCUGCAGCUGGGAGUCUGCAGCCUAGAAGAGCCAGACGCACUUGUAAGCCUCUCUCUCUCCUUUUUUGUUUUUGUUCCCCCUCCCGCACCCGAAAAAUGUCAUGAGGUGACUUUCACUUAACUACAAAUAUUUAGAUAUUUUUGUGGGCUGUUUUCUUCUUCCCCUUUGAGCAUGAGCCAAUAGCCACAUGCUGCCUCCUUUCACAGCAACGAGCUGCCUUAAGGGAGGAUCGUUACAGAGGGUUUCUUAAACGACCAAAGAAAAUGCAAAUAGUCUGUGUGCUCUUAGCAUACGCUCUGGUUUAACCAGCUUGGUACCGAAGCCAGCCCCAGACAGAUCUGUGAAGAAAAUACUGAACUUAAGACUUCCCCAAAAUCUUUCACUUACUUCUAAGGGUGAAAACAGUGAGCAGAUCCGGUGUGUCAAGUUGGAGACUUAAAAAACUGUAGGUUUCAAGGUGACACCUCUCAGGCAGAGCCUAUGGAUACCACAGGAAAUAUGACCGCAUUGCCUGGCGGCAACUUGACAUGCCUUUUGACCAUUGACGACUUCCGAAAUAAAGUGUACUCCACAUUGUACUCCAUGAUUGCGAUUCUGGGCUUUGUUGGAAACGGCUUUGUACUGUGUGUCCUCAUAAAAACGUACCAGCAGAAGACAGCCUUCCAGAUCUACAUGCUGAAUCUUGCAGUGUCAGACCUCCUCUGUGUAUGCACCCUGCCUCUUCGAGUAGUGUAUUACGUUCACAGAGGCAACUGGUUCUUUGGUGACUUCUUAUGCAGAGUUAGUUCCUAUGCAUUCUAUGUCAACCUGUACUGUAGCAUUUUAUUCAUGACAGCCAUGAGCUUCUCUCGCUGCAUAGCCAUAGUUUUCCCCGUCCAGAAUCUCAAUUUGGUAACUGAGAAAAAGUCCAAACUGGCAUGUAUGAGCAUUUGGAUUUUUGUCACACUGACAAGUUCUCCAUUUUUACUGAGUGGGUCUUACCAAGAAGGUAACAAGACAAAGUGCUUUGAACCUCCAAAAAGCAGUCAGAUGACCAGCCUGCUGGUCCUACAUUAUAUUUCGCUGUUUGUAGGCUUCAUUAUCCCCUUUAGUGUCAUAACUAUCUGUUAUGCCAUGAUCAUAAAGACCUUACUGAAGAAUUCACUGAAGAAGAAUCAGUCUACUCGUAAGAAGGCCAUCUGGAUGAUAAUCAUUGUAACAGCUGCCUUCCUGGUCAGCUUCACACCUUACCAUAUUCAGCGCACAAUCCACCUUCACUUCCUGAAGAGGAAAGACUCCAGCUGUGAAGACAUCCUUUUCAUGCAGAAAUUAGUAGUGAUAACCCUAUCCUUGGCAGCUUCAAACUGCUGCUUUGACCCACUCCUGUAUUUCUUUUCAGGGGGCAACUUUCGGAGGAGACUUUCCACAUUUAGAAAGGCUUCCUCCUCCAGUGUGAUACAGGGACCCAGGAAAAAGUUAUCAUUAAAGGAGAAAGACGACGAGCCAUUUCAAGAAAGCCAUAAAUAAGCUGGAUGUGCAGUGUAGCUGUGCUUCCUUUGUAAGGCUUUUUGUAUGGCACUGCAGUAGAAAUAAGCUCACAGUGGGACACCAGUGAUUGCAGAACUGUUUCAGGAGAACUGAACAAAACAAAUGCAUCUUCAUCAAAGUUAAAUAGAGACAAAAAUCCAAAGGGACCUGCUUCUACUCAGACCUUUCUGACCAGACACCCCUCUGCCUGCCAUUGAGGGGUUUAUUUGAUCAUGCUGUGGAGCAUUCUGAGGAUAAUUUUAAAUUCCAAAAGACUCAAAGCAAAAAGGACUGAAAUGUGAAUGGCUAUUCUGAAAACGUGCUCAGAGGCAUGUACAGUUCCCACCCCCUCCCCCCGUCUCCCCGACUUAAGAAGUUACAGCAGAGCAGCAGGAAAACAUUUGCGUGCUGGUAAAUUCAUGCAGACAAACUCUUCAGAUCCUACAUAAGGUCAUGAGGCAACUCUACAAAGACCAUUAGUCACUGAGCCAGUGGGAAAUGUAAAUAUUUGCCAUGAUAGAAGUUGAUGGAGCUUAUGCAAAGGGGGAGGGGGAAGAGAGGAGGAGAGUACACACUGAAUCCCAAAACAGACACUGAUUUCACAGGAAAAUGUCUUCCCUAUUCCCAGUUAUUUAUUGCCUGGGCUUUUAACUUUCAGUGGCAUAGAUUGUCACCACCUAAUAGAGAAGGGCGUGUGCACAGAUGACUUUAAGCCAUCUUUACACUCCUCCAGUUGUGGGCCGGUUGUGUGGCAGGCCCAUCUUCUGGUGUAAUUUAGAGCAGACUAAGGACUGUUCUAACUUGUACUAGCUACUAACCACCCCAAGGAACUGAUCCUGCAGCCUGGGAUUAGGGAAGCCCUAGCCAUGAAGGGGGUGGCAUAGGAGCUACUACACUGGCUGUGUAUCACCAGAUGAUCACCCUACACGGAAGUAAUCCUCAUGUGACCAUUAAAGCUAGCUUUAUGUCCACUAUACACUGGCAGUGCAGCACAAAGAGCCACACCACACUAGAGGAUCUGAGCCUAUACCUUCCCACUCAGGAACUGUAUUUGUCCCUCCCUCCGCCCCCAUCCAUUUCCUGUAAUUUGAGUUCCCAUUUCCAAAUAUAUUGCAACACACUAGUUCAGUUCACAGCUACAAGAUCUUUGAAGGGCUUUCUGUCUGUCUGAAUUUUACAACUAAAUCCUGAGAUAUAGUUCUGGUAUGUGCCUCCCAAACAAACACUUUGGCCCCAGUCCUGCACCAAUUGAACCCUAAAAACAUGAGUAGUCUCCUUGACGCCAGUGGCUGCUUACAUACAGAAUGGGAAAAGACUGCCUAGGAAGGAGUACGGCAGAAAGGGAUCUAGGGGUCAUAGUGGAUCACAGGCUAAAUAUGGGUCAACAGUGUAGUUGCAAAAAUAGCAAACCUCAUUCUGGGAUAUAUUUGCAGGAGUGUUCUAAGCAAGAUGCAGAAGUAAUUCUUCCGCUCUAGUCCACGCUGAGUUAGGCCUCAGCUGGAGUAUUGUCUCCAGUGCUGGGUGCCACAUUUCAGGAAAGAUGUGGACAAAUUGGAGGAAAUCCAGACAAGAGCAAUAAAAAUGACUAAAGGUCUAUAAAACAUGAGCUAUGACGGAAGAUUGAAAAAAUUGGGUUUGUUUAGUCUGGAAAAGCGAAGACUGAGGGGGGACAUGAUAACAGUUUUCAAGUACAUAAAAGGUUGUUACAAGGAGGAGGGAGAGAAAUUGUUCUUAACCUCUGAGGAUAGGACAAGAAGCAAUGAGCUUAAAUUGCAGCAAGGGAGGUUUAGGAUGGACAUUAGAAAAAACUUCCUAACUGUCAGAGUAGUUAAGCACUGGAAUACAUUGCCUAAGGAGGGUGUUGAAUCUCCAUCUGGAGAUUUUUAAGAACAGAUUAGACAAACACCUGUCAGGUGUUUAAAUAAUACUUAGUCCUGUCAUGAGUGCAAGGGAUUGGACUAGAUGACCUCUCAAGGUCCCUUCCAGUCCUAUGAUUCUAUGAAAAUUAAGCCAUGCAUCAGUCAGGCUUUAUGGAG